GCAAGGUGAAGGUCAAACGUCGAAAUCGCCUCGCGUGGGCUUUCCCGCAGGUGUUUGUCGUCUGCUAGUGCACCGCUUCGAUCGUCUUCUUCGACUGCAAAAAAAAUAUGGCCUCCCUUGUGUUCAAUCGGCUAAGAUUCCCGCUGUUGCUUUUGUUUCUGCAAAUUGUGUUCAUUGUUUUAUUCGCUAUGUCCGUGGAUUAUGAUGAGAGCGCUCGUCCCGUGGUGGAGUCGAAGGACGGACACAACGAUACGAAACCCGCAGCCGAGCCGAUACAUCAGCCCUUACCGGAAUACUAUCCAAUGUUCCAGGAUGUUCACGUGAUGAUCUUUAUCGGGUUCGGUUUCCUCAUGACGUUCCUCAAGCGUUACGGCUUCAGCGCUGUCGGCCUCAACCUCCUUCUGGCCGCCGUCGCCAUCCAGUGGGCCACGUUAGUCGGCGGCUUCUUCCACGGCCACGGCGGCACCGUGCAUAUCAGCAUCACCAGCAUGUUGACUGCCGACUUCGCUUCCGCCGCGGUCCUCAUCACAUACGGCGCGCUGCUGGGCAAAACUAGUCCCACCCAACUAGUUAUCGUCACCAUCAUAGAAAUCAUUCUCUUCUCCUUCAACGAAUACAUCGGUGUUACAAUGUUCCAGGCUGUAGAUAUCGGAGGGUCCAUGUUCGUGCACGCGUUUGGAGCCUACUUCGGUUUGUCCAUGUCGAGGGUUCUUUACCGCGAAGACGUGGCAAGAUCAAAGAAGGAAGGAUCUGUCUACCACUCCGACAUAUUCUCAAUGAUUGGCACGGUGUUUCUGUGGAUGUUCUGGCCGAGUUUCAACAGCGCGCUCGCCCCCGGCGACGACCAACACCGCGCCGUGCUCAACACCUACUUCGCCCUGGCCGCCUGUUGUGUCGUCACGUUCGCCAUCUCGUCUCUCGUCGACAAGCACGGAAAGUUCGAUAUGGUCCACAUCCAGAACGCAACGCUUGCAGGGGGCGUGGCUGUUGGCACCAGCGCCGACAUGAUGAUUGGUCCAUUUGGAGCGCUUAUCAUUGGCUCAUUGGCGGCUAUCCUUUCAGUCAUUGGCUACAAAUAUAUCUCACCGUGGAUGAACGCCAAGUUGAAGAUACAUGACACGUGUGGCGUUCAUAACCUGCACGGAAUGCCGGCAAUAAUGGCGGGAAUCGCCGGCGCCGGCGGUGCUUUCCUCGCUUCGACAGAACAGUAUGGAUACAGCCUAUACGAGCAGUUCCCCGCCAGAGUCCCGACAGUUAACUCGACGGGUUUGGCUGAAAUCAUGUCGCACGUGAACGUGGAACCGGGACUGGGCCGGAGCGCCAUGGGGCAGGCAGGAUAUCAGUUGGUGGCGCUGGCGGUUACUCUAGCUAUUGCUAUAGUCGGAGGGGUUCUCACAGGCUUUAUCCUGAAAUACAUUCCUGGCUUGGGGCGUCCAAUGGGCGAUAACCUGUUUGAAGACAGCGCCACCUGGGAAAUACCCGAGGAGGACAUACCGGCGGCCAUGUUGGAACUGGAAACUUCUUUCAGACGGGCAAAUGUUUUGCAGGAGAGUGGGCGACCUCUUUUGCAUAAACACGAAAAGGACGGGGCAUCGAUGCCCUGAGACACACAGACACUCCAGGGCCGUGGAUCGGGGGAGAGUGGUGAGGACAGAACCAGCUGCCACCCAACACACCCCCAAAAAACAAAAUGUUAAAAAAAAAAACUGCUAUAGUUUUUAAAGUGACAUUUAAUUUUUUAUUCUACUGGGAGAAGACCGUAACGCUUUGGGCUGAUUCUAUUCUCUUUUUUGUUACCCCCCCCCCCCCCUUUCCCCGGCAUCCACACACCCAUCCCCCCACACACCCCGCUGUUUUGGCUAGGUAUUGCCCUGAAACCAAGAUGUUUUUGUUUUAAAACAAAACAUUUAAAGCUGCCUUUUCAGGGCACAUUUUAGUUCGACGAUACAAACAUGUGAUUCUUUUUCUCUCUCUUUCUUUUUUUUCACAAGAACAGUUUAAACUUGAUGCUGUUUUAAACUAAGAAGCGAGACGUAGCCCAGUGGUAAAGCGCUCACUCGAUGCACGGUCGGUCUGGGAUCGAUCCCGGUCAGUGGGCCCAUUGGGCUACUUCUCGCUCCAGCCAGUGCGCCACGACUGGUAUAUCAAAGGC
Messenger RNA from Gigantopelta aegis, 2152 nucleotides. RefSeq names its product ammonium transporter Rh type A-like. The record is from RefSeq and is a predicted model, not a curated record. Gene Ontology annotation, molecular function: ammonium channel activity. Gene Ontology annotation, biological process: ammonium transmembrane transport; ammonium homeostasis. The coding region runs from base 108 to 1604 and encodes 498 amino acids. Gene Ontology annotation, cellular component: plasma membrane. The transcript has 9 exons. Lineage: Eukaryota; Metazoa; Mollusca; Gastropoda; Neomphalida; Peltospiridae.